UUUCAAUACAUCUGCUGUGCGCUUUGGAGAAAAAGGAGAGGACGGGGCGACUGGUCGAUGCUCACACCAAGUUCGGCAGAAAUGACGAGUUCUCUCCCUCUGGAGGCAGUGAUGUCCUCCCCGAGACUAGACGACAGAAACGGGGCCACGGCUGCACCCAAGUCCCUGGCGUUUUCAAUUGACAGAAUCAUGUCCAAGACUUCGGAACCGAAAGGAGGCAAUGAACAGCGCAGGGGAGUCGAGGGAUCCGAUGGGAAGAAGACGGUCGGCUUGUGCACUCCCAUUCCCUGCAUGAUACCAUUACAGCCGUUCAGCUACGACCUACAGGCCAAGGCUUUAAUGAAUUAUUCUGAGUUUUGGAAAGUUAAUUUCAGGGGAGCACUAUGCACUUCAGCGGCGAUGUGUAAAGCCAAUUGUGGCAUCUGCGGCAAAACGGAUUCGGGCGUAAAACACACUGUGUUGCCAGGAACCAGGGUCAUCAAACCGCAGGUUAUACAUCAAGCGCUGACCAUGCCCACCAACGGAUCGUUGUGUUAUUUCAAUUACCUGGACACUGCCUAUCAUCAGUCCGAGCUACUGAGUGGACAUUUAUUUUCCUCGGCAAUCGCGAACUCACAAGCACAAGCUAUAAGCGCACAUCAGAAGCUGUUGCUGCUGGAGAACGCGAAACUUGCAUGCGUCUCACCCGAGAAAUUCCCAACACCUCAAUACCCGCAUAAAGAGCAUCUGCCUGGACAGCUGGACCAGAUAGUUCGGGAAAAUCACAAUUUGACCGAAAAGAACGGAGUGAAAGUGCACAGUAAAACGAAUAACUGUUCUGCGGACGGGAAACCCAAGAACUUCACGUGCGAAGUUUGUGGAAAGGUUUUCAAUGCGCACUAUAACCUUACGCGUCACAUGCCGGUACACACAGGUGCAAGACCGUUUGUGUGUAAAGUAUGCGGGAAAGGUUUUCGCCAGGCCAGCACAUUGUGUAGACAUAAAAUUAUUCAUACACAGGAGAAACCUCACAAAUGUAACCAGUGUGGAAAAGCCUUCAACAGAAGCUCCACUUUAAACACACAUAUCCGAAUUCACGCAGGCUACAAACCAUUCGUCUGCGAAUUUUGUGGGAAGGGCUUUCAUCAAAAAGGGAAUUACAAGAAUCACAAACUGACGCACAGUGGCGAGAAACAGUACAAAUGUUCAAUUUGUAGCAAAGCCUUCCAUCAGGUCUAUAACCUCACGUUUCACAUGCACACGCACAAUGACAAGAAACCCUUUACCUGUGGAACAUGCGGGAAAGGCUUCUGCCGGAACUUUGACCUAAAAAAGCACAUACGGAAAUUACAUGAUAGUAACAAUUGUUUAUCCGCCGGAAAUGAUUCUUCCAGAGGACACCAAAACUAAAACAGCUUUUAAAUGGACAACUGCUUCAUCAUCUUCCACCGACAUGGACGAAGAUAAACAAUACGGAGAACAACAACACUGAGGAAUUGUACAUAAAGCAGAAUAAAAUA
Triplophysa dalaica is the source of this 1499-nucleotide messenger RNA. RefSeq names its product FEZ family zinc finger 2 (gene fezf2). The transcript has 5 exons. Gene Ontology annotation, cellular component: nucleus. The coding region runs from base 58 to 1389 and encodes 443 amino acids. The record is from RefSeq and is a predicted model, not a curated record. NCBI's taxonomy places the organism in Eukaryota, Metazoa, Chordata, Actinopteri, Cypriniformes, Nemacheilidae.